UGUAUAUGGAUAUAUAAUUUAGUCAUUAUUGUUUUCGCUAACUAUUUACUCAUAAUUAUCUUAUUACUUAUAUUAAGCUCCAGUAUAUACGGGGAUAACAGUUAGUAGGGCAUAAUCAUAUGGUCUAUUAGUAUUAUUUCACUAACUAGUACAUGAGGUUCUCAAUCCCAAAGAACUCUUUUGUGAUGGGGAACUUGCGGCCUAUUUUUUUAUUCUUUAUGAAAUAUGUUAGUUAAAGUGAUUAUUAAAGUGAUUGCUAAUAGAAUGAAAGAGUUAUUGGAUAUUUUUGUAAAAUUGUACAACUUACUUAAUAUUUUUUUUUUUUUACAUAUCGAGAUUACUUAUUAUCACAAUAAAAAUGCAAAUAAUUUAUUACCUAUUUUGUUAUUUUUGAAAAUUAAAAUUUUAAUAUAUUUAUUGUUAAAAAAAUAAUAAUUAAUUUGUCACAUCAAAUAAUUAGUUUUAACAUGUUAAUAAUUAUUUUAUUAUUUCAUUAAACAUUAAAAAUGACUAGAGAAUUGUACUCAGGUUUAAAUUAGUAUUUCACUUCAACUAGUAGUUGUAUAUAGAAUCUUACAAGUAGUUGAAUUACUCUUGAAAUAGUGCAUUUUGGCGGAAAAAGAUUCUUGAAAAUUUUACACUAUAUAGUCAUGAUUAGUGGAAUGGGUUAAAUAGUAACAAGAUUCAAUACUUCUUGAAUCUUUAAACAGUACAUGACCGACUUCUUAAUUACUAUAUAUAUACACAUUUGUGUACGUAACAGACACCAAAUUCAUAUCAUCACGUUGUUUUGAAAACAGUCAAAAUUUUCUUGAAGCUAGAGUUCGGUACUGAAUCAACGAAGAUAGCUUUUCUUUCUUUUGCUUUGGAAAAGAUUAUUUACAAUAAGCUUUUCAAAGUAAAAACAUGGAUCUAAAUAGAAGUGAUGAUGAUGGGGAGGAGGCACAAUCCAACUUUACUGAUCGGAGAGGAACUGGUGAUUUGUCUUCCAUUGUUGAAGACUUUUUCAAGAGAAGAAAACCGCAAGAACAACCUAAUAUGGAAUUACCAGUACAGCAAGAACAACCUAUUACGGAACUGCAACUAUCUUCUUCUUCUUCUUCUUCUUCUUCUAGGGAAUUACCACCACGCCACAAGAAUUCAAACUUGAAUGUGCAAUUAACAGGACCCCCAGAAGGGUAUGCCUAUGCGAGUAAUAUGCAAAUAUCACAAUUAGGAAAUAUGCCGCUUCAUUUGCCUCUUGCUGGUAUAUCGCCUAUAAAGAAUUAUCCAAACUUCUUUUUGGAAUCAAUAUCUCCUGGACUAACUAAUAUUUUGUCACCUAAUCAACAACCUAUGAUGUCUCCCUAUGAAUUUCGAAACAUGAUGCAUCAAUUCUGGGUUAAUAAUCUGCAAUCGCCACAUGUGAAUAUUCCUUCGGAUACAGGACCCCAAAAAUCAGAAGAGGGAAUUGUGGGGAGUUCUUCUCGGCAUACUAUCAUCGUUACAGAAGGAGAAGACAUCAUAGGAAGGAUAAGAUCAUUUUCGGCAGAGAUGGAAGUGGCGCCAAGUAGUGUGUUCGUUAUGGCAGCACUUGGUGGUGUUAAUAAUCCCAUUUUGAAGCUCUACACAGGCUCAAUCUUAGUGUAUGAGGGAGCAUACCUGAUAUUUAAAUUUUGUAACACUAUUAGUAAGGAUGGCUCAAGUGAGAAUUUUGAGCUUUCUAUUUUCAAUCAUUCUUUGGAUGGCCUGGCCAAUACUGAUGGAGUUAUUACUGGAGAAGUUAAUGGAAUGCUCAUUGCUGCAGGGACAACCUACGUCCAUGUAAUGGUGACGAGAGGAGCUUAAUUAGUACCAGUCACUCAUUCUUUUCUAGGCUUUUACAUUCUUCUUUUAUUAUAUAAACAUUAGUAUAACUCUACUGUGUGCACGUAUGAUCACGAAUUCACUAAUACAACUUUGUUUUUUAGCUUAAA
Molecule: messenger RNA, 1955 nt
Organism: Cannabis sativa
Lineage: Eukaryota; Viridiplantae; Streptophyta; Magnoliopsida; Rosales; Cannabaceae
Exons: 5
Coding region: 907-1827 (306 amino acids)
Molecular function (GO): minor groove of adenine-thymine-rich DNA binding
Source: RefSeq, a predicted model, not a curated record